This is a messenger RNA of Phanerochaete carnosa HHB-10118-sp, 251 nucleotides long. RefSeq lists its product as uncharacterized. The coding region runs from base 6 to 251 and encodes 81 amino acids. The transcript is spliced from 2 exons. Lineage: Eukaryota; Fungi; Basidiomycota; Agaricomycetes; Polyporales; Phanerochaetaceae. The record is from RefSeq and is a predicted model, not a curated record.
CUAAUAUGUUGGACAAGUUUUCUGUUGCCGUCGCUUUGGUCGCGACGUUUGUGGCAUCCCGCUUCUUCAACUACUUCAAGGCCAAGAGGGACCUGGGACACCUCCCCGGUCUCCGAUCCUUGGUUACUCCCAUCUCGCCAUUCGGUGCAGCUAUACCCACCUGCUGGCUCAACCCGGGGCUGAAUUGGCAAUGGCACUGGCGCCAACAAGGUAUCCAGGAUUCCAACACACUCACACUCAGCCAAAGAUGA